GCUAGUUCGUUAAUGUUCUUCUCCCAAUAGGAUAUGGGCACGUGUACUCUCCCUGGAUCUACAAUGCUUCUCUCUUAAAAUCCUCCUCCUGUCCUUUCGUUUCGAUUCACGUCUCCUUCCCCAGCCAUCCUCUCUGAGCUUAUAAAACCUUCAUGGCAUUUGCGCACUUCUGCAGCAUCGAAUGUUUCCUUAAAAUCGGGAAACAAGAAGCGCUUUUUCUCCUUGUUAUUGGUUUGCCUAUUGCCACCACUCGUAUUAGUCAGUUCUCUCCGCAUUAACCCCCCUGGGAACAGAUUCUCUCUCACUACUCUGGUGAACUCUUGAAGCUUCCUCAGAGAUUCUGUAUUGUUUUUUUUUUUAAGUUGUAAGUUAUGGUUUCCUCUCACCGUCCUGUCCCCAACAAAACCAACAAACAGCAGUAUUUUUCUCUCAGCCCUUCCAACUCUGUCUUGAAAGAUGAUGUUGAGCUUGACUUCUCUGAUGUCUUUGGUCCACUCCCUGAAGAGGCCGCCGGGAGUGAUGUUGUUUUCGAAGAGCCUGCUGUUAUCCACACUCGGUCUCACUCUUUUGUUGGCCCUUCUUCGAUCGGUAGCCACUCUUUUAAGCUGAGCAAGCUCACCUUACGUGAGACUGAGGACUCAGUUGACUUGGUGGAGUGUGCUGGUGGUGACGACACUGACACUGACAGUGAGAGAUCUUCAAAGGUGGAUAUGGUGAAAGUCUCUGGCGUGGUAGGACUUGAUGAUUUCGAGGUUAUGAAGGUUGUAGGGAAAGGUGCGUUUGGGAAAGUGUACCAGGUGAGGAUGAAGGAGACUUCCGAGAUAUACGCUAUGAAGGUCAUGAGAAAAGAUAAGAUUAUGGAGAAGAAUCAUGCUGAAUACAUGAAAGCUGAGCGCGACAUUCUUACAAAAAUUGAUCAUCCUUUCAUUGUUCAACUUAAGUACUCUUUUCAGACUAAGUAUAGGCUCUAUCUUGUGCUUGACUUUAUAAACGGUGGACAUCUAUUCUUCCAGCUCUACCACCAAGGGCUUUUCAGAGAGGAGUUGGCUCGUGUCUACACUGCAGAGAUCAUCUCUGCAGUUUCCCAUCUCCAUGAGAAAGGCAUAAUGCAUAGAGAUCUCAAACCCGAGAACAUUCUCAUGGACGUUGAUGGCCACGUGAUGCUAACUGACUUUGGUUUAGCAAAGGAGUUCAAAGAGAACAAAAGAUCAAACUCCAUGUGUGGGACUACUGAGUAUAUGGCACCUGAGAUCGUUAGAGGAAAAGGUCAUGAUAAGGCUGCUGAUUGGUGGAGCGUUGGGAUUCUUCUCUACGAGAUGCUCACCGGAAACCCACCGUUUAUGGGGAGCAGAGGAAAGAUAGAGCAGAAAAUUAUAAAGGACAAGAUCAAGCUACCGCAGUUUCUUUCUAGCGAAGCUCAUGCCUUGCUGAGAGGGCUGCUGCAAAAAGAGCCAGAGAGACGACUUGGCAGUGGAGCCAGCGGAGCAGAGGAGAUAAAAGGGCACAAAUGGUUCAAGGGAAUGAACUGGAAGAAGCUGGAGGCUAGAGAAGUGAAGCCGAGUUUCAAGCCGGAGAUAUCGGGAAGGCAGUGCAUAGCGAAUUUCGACAAGUGCUGGACUGAGAUGUCUGUGUUGGAUUCUCCAGCAAACAGUCCAAGCUCGGAUCCUAAGGUCAACCCUUUUACCAACUUCACGUAUGUCAGGCCUCCUCCAUCAUUCCUUAGAGAGUGAGAGAACUUAUGUUUCUUUUUCUACAUUUGAAGUCUAUUAUUAUUGUAAGGUAAUAAGGUAUGAGUUGCUUGAACUACAUAUUGAGUGGAGUGAACUGUAUCUCUCAAAAUAAUUUUCUAAGCAUGAUUGUUGAAUUUGAAUAAAAUAAGUUUGAUGUGGCUUUUCAUAAAUAA
This is a messenger RNA of Raphanus sativus (radish), 1903 nucleotides long. Its product is annotated as serine/threonine-protein kinase AtPK1/AtPK6. Gene Ontology annotation, molecular function: ATP binding; protein serine/threonine kinase activity. Lineage: Eukaryota; Viridiplantae; Streptophyta; Magnoliopsida; Brassicales; Brassicaceae. The transcript is spliced from 6 exons. The record is from RefSeq and is a predicted model, not a curated record. Bases 372 to 1730 code for a protein of 452 amino acids. Gene Ontology annotation, biological process: protein phosphorylation.